Candidula unifasciata is the source of this 930-nucleotide messenger RNA. The record is from the annotation of a GenBank genome assembly. NCBI's taxonomy places the organism in Eukaryota, Metazoa, Mollusca, Gastropoda, Stylommatophora, Geomitridae.
AUGAGAACAUCGCUGGGAACGAUUCCUCUGCCGGACACUAUCAGCAGGCACAACACGUCGGUGAUUAGCUUGGGUCAGGUCAGACCCGGCCCACGGGUCACUAAUGAAUAUGUGGAUAGUCCCCGUGUUCAUGCGCUGCAGCCUCUCAAGACCCAUAUAGUCUCUAUAGGGGGAGGUGGCGGCAGCUCACCAGGUUUUGCUCACCGAGUUAUUCUUCCCUCCCCACCGGGGGAAAGAAAUGGUAGGAGCCAACGUCCUGUUUUGUCAUCUUUACCAACGACUGCAGUUACACAGCAACCUUUGCCAAAGUGUCCUUCACUUAAACAGGACCCUGUGAUUUCUUUGGAUGGCAUCAGGGAAGGAGAAGCGGCCCAUAUGGGUAAUCCUUCAGGUGGUGCAGGCCAUGGGGAUAGCAUCAUAUGUGAUAAAUGUGGAAAGUGCCGAUGUUCGUCUUGCACUGAGCCCCGUACGCUGCCAUCUCGCUGGUGCUGCCACAACACUUGUGAAGUGAGCCUCAACAAGGCAUUGGAUGUAUGUACCUGUUUCUGCUGCAUCAAGUGCAUCUUCUACCACUGUGGUGCCGAAGAAGACAACGAGUGUUAUGAGAAACCCUGUGGAUGCACCUCCACCCCUCACUGCUGCCAAAGAUGGACAGUGAUGGGGAUGAUGUCCUUAUGCCUGCCGUGUCUCUGGACGUACUGGCCAGCUAAAGCAGGUCUGGCCACCUGCACCAUGUGUUACAACCACUUCCGUCGCAACGGUUGUCAGUGCCACCUACAACCUGAAGCAAGGACCUCGGUGGCGUCGGCAGGGGAAUCAGAACUGAAAGUGUGUACAAGCGACACAUGCAGGGCGAACAAAGGGGGCAACAACUCCAGACACUCACAGACUCGACGACUGCUAAUAGAAUCAGAUUCCUCUAGUGCAUAA